Molecule: messenger RNA, 879 nt
Organism: Phoenix dactylifera (date palm)
Lineage: Eukaryota; Viridiplantae; Streptophyta; Magnoliopsida; Arecales; Arecaceae
Source: RefSeq, a predicted model, not a curated record
AUGGCCAUCCAGAAAAACUUCAAGGCUCGCCCCGACGACAUCUUCGUCGUGAGUUACCCAAAGUCCGGAACCACCUGGCUUAAAGCUCUCAGCUUUGCCACCAUGACCAGAACCCAGUACCCUCUGGCUCACCACCCUCUUCUUAGCUUCAACCCACACGACUGUGUCUUGCUCGUGGAGGAAUGCUUCCAAAAAGGCCUGAUUUCCAAGAUAGAAGCCUUGCCCUCCCCGAGAAUCCUCGCCAUCCACAUGCCUCACUCACUGUUGCCUGACUCGAUGACGAGCUCCAGCUGCCGGUUCGUAUACAUCUGCCGUGACCCGAAGGACACACUGGUCUCCAUGUGGCACUUCAGAGAGAAGUCGAGGCCGAAGACCGUGGAGCCUACUCCGUUCGCCGAAGCCUUCGAGGCGUUCUGUGAGGGGACCAGCGCCUUUGGGGCGAUGUGGGACCAUGUUUUGGAGUACUGGAGGGCGAGCUUGAGGAGCCCUGAGAGGGUCCUGUUCUUGAAGUAUGAGGAGAUGAUGGAUGAGCCGGUGGGGAACGUGAGGAGGUUGGCGGAGUUCAUGGGCUGCCCCUUCACCGAAGAGGAGGAGAAGGGAGGGGUGGUGGAGGAGAUUGUAAAGCUUUGUAGCUUUGAGAAACUGAAGAGCUUGGAAGCAAACAAGGUGGGAACCCAAGGAGGUCCUGGCUUCGUUGUAACGAAUGAUUCUUUCUUCAGGAAAGGAGGUGGGGGAGAUUGGAAGAAUCAUAUGAGUCCGGAGAUGGCUCGAAGGCUGGACGCCAUCACGCAGCAAAAGCUGUUCGAGUCCGGUCUGACUCUCGGGACUGUGAGCGUAGAAGCAGCCUCCAGCGACGAUGCCUCAGCUCAUGGCCAGUAA